AUGUCCUGCACUACCGAGUACUGCCCCCAGUUCUUCUUCGGCUACAUCGGCGUCGCCUCCGCACUCAUCUUCGCCAACCUCGGAGCCGCCUACGGCAGCGCCAAGGCCGGAGUCGGCAUCUGCUCCAUGGGAGUCCUCAAGCCUGAGCUCAUCAUGAAGUCAGUCGUCCCAGUCGUCAUGGCUGGUAUCCUCGGUAUUUACGGCAUGAUCGUCGCCGUCAUCAUCGUCCAGAGAAGUAAGCUUCCCCCCAUGGUCACCACCAAUUACUCCGACAAGUCGGCAUACGCCCACCUCGCCUCCGGACUGUGCUGCGGCUUCAGCUCUUGGUAAGAAGCAACUGAUUUAGCUGCGGGACUGGCCAUCGGUAUUGUGGGAGACGCGGGUGUGCGUGCCAACGCCCAGCAGGACAAGAUUUUCGUGGGAAUGAUUCUGAUCCUCAUCUUCGGAGAAGCCUUGGCCCUCUACGGACUCAUCGUGUCGCUCAUCCUCACCUCCCAAUGA
Molecule: messenger RNA, 501 nt
Organism: Nymphaea colorata (pocket water lily)
Lineage: Eukaryota; Viridiplantae; Streptophyta; Magnoliopsida; Nymphaeales; Nymphaeaceae
Product: V-type proton ATPase 16 kDa proteolipid subunit-like
Biological process (GO): proton transmembrane transport
Cellular component (GO): proton-transporting V-type ATPase, V0 domain
Molecular function (GO): proton-transporting ATPase activity, rotational mechanism
Source: RefSeq, a predicted model, not a curated record